GGAAAAACCAAAACAAACGAAAAGCGCCCUUCGUACAGAUCGCAGCAGCAGUUUAGUCACUUGAAGUCGUCGCUGAAUUGUGAGCUGGAGAAACGCAUCUCCUGACCAUUCCAAAAGAACAUAAGGAACGAUGGAUGAAGAUCCAGCAGGUGGCACUAGGAUCAUACAGAAGUUUAAGCCUCAGCUCAUAGAUGCUCUGUGUGGAGAUGCAGACUUUGUGCUCCAGCAUUGCCAUUCGCUCCGCUUACUGUCCAAGAGAGAGUAUGAGCACGUCAAAGCCACUGCUGUCCCGUCUGAGAAAGUGCGGGACAUCCUGGAUUUUGUGAUGACAAAAAACAGCAAAUGUGUUCAGAGCUUCCUGGAUCUCUUAAAGAAGAAUGAAAUGCAAGAGACGUUUCAAAAACUGGGCUUCCUCAAAAAGCUGCCUCAGAGCAAACCACAGACUGCAGAGAAGAAGAAGACAAAAAGAAAAGGAAAUCUGCCAGCAGAAGAAGUGCCACUAAAGCAGCCACGCAAAACCAGCAGUGGAAUGGUGACGGAGAAGCAGCUGAUGCUGGUGGCUCGCCACAUCGGCAGCAGUUGGAAGGAGGUGGGCAGGGCGGUCCUAGAGAUCUCCACCACCAGACUGGAGCAGAUUAUGGAGGAAAACCCCCGCAACCUCAGAGAAUGUGUGUUCACCAUGCUGCGAGACUGGACCAUGCGUGAGAGGGAGAAGGCCACAGCGGACCGCCUUCACUCCCUUCUCACUCAGGAAGAGAACGCAGUGGUCCCUGGGAGCAUAGACUUCCUGCUGGAAGGCAACUGAGCUGCCAUGCCACUCCCAGAUCAGCUAGAUCAGGAUAGGAGGAAAGUAAGGGUGCUGCAUGGGUUAGUGUUCUGGGUUGUAAAUCUUUAGAAAACGAUUCAGUGCCUUCAGUGAACUCUCAGAUUUCAGCACUGUUCGGUUUGUCUGUGAUUCCUUAGAAACGAUUCAGUGCAUCAUAAACUUAGGCUACAUUCACAUUACAAGCUUCAUUGCUCAAAUCCGAUCUCUCUGACACAAUGGUUUACACUCGUUUAGGUAAGUGAUUUAAAUCUGUCGUUAAUGUGAACGGAGGGGGCAGUCAUGGGCUGGAGAAACCAGCCUUGUGACCAGAAGGUCGCCGGUUCGGUCCCCUGUGCCGACAGUAUGUGACUGA
This is a messenger RNA of Colossoma macropomum (tambaqui), 1178 nucleotides long. RefSeq lists its product as uncharacterized. Lineage: Eukaryota; Metazoa; Chordata; Actinopteri; Characiformes; Serrasalmidae. Bases 131 to 805 code for a protein of 224 amino acids. Gene Ontology annotation, molecular function: protein binding. Gene Ontology annotation, biological process: signal transduction; regulation of apoptotic process. The transcript is spliced from 4 exons. The record is from RefSeq and is a predicted model, not a curated record.